GAUUUUGAUAUUCAAUAUCUUGACAGAGCACAGAUUGUUAGGUUUAUUUAGAAUGUUCAUAAUAAACAAGUGUCGAAUCAUGUGUAAAUAGAGGCCAAAUCGAUUUGUUAAUGUAUGAUAUAUAGGUCUACGUGUACAUUAUGCUAAAUGAGAGAGAGAGAUUUCCAUAGUAUUGAAGGGGUGUAGAUAUCCAAUUCAUUCCUAUUGUAUUUCAUCAAAUAUUAUCCUUGUUUCCCUUAACCUGUUUGGUAAAUCAGUCAUAUCUAUAUUAUUGAAUAAUGUCCAUGAUUUAUUAUUCAAACACAAAGUCAUCUAUUCUUCUAUCUGUUUGUAAAAUGAUUACCCUUUAGCUACAAUAGACCACGCCAUUGCACUUCCGUUGAUCGACACCAAAUCGAGGCUAUGGAGGAAAAUGGCGACUGCUAUCGAGGGAGAAGUUGUUGAAAUGACAUGUCGUUGUAUUUUGUGAUGUGUAAUCAUCAACAAUCGAGUAGAAUAAACUGAUUUCACACAAAGACACUAUGGCUGGAUUUUACAAUUUGGAAAACCGUGAAGUGAUACGUGUCAAAGUGAAGAAGUGCGAUGGCAUGUUGCAGCCUGAGUAUAAGAAGUUUUCAGUGGAUCCGCAAAUUACGUCAUUUGAGAUGCUGCAGGGAAUACUUGCCAGAGCCUUUGAUAUCAAGGGGGACUUCACAGUGGGUUAUCUUGCGCCUGACUCAGAAGGCCAGGAGGUGUACCUCAGCAUGCUGUCAGACUGGGACAUGGAUGCAGCCUUCCAGUGUGCUUCGGAUCCCUAUCUCAAGCUCAAGGUAGACCUCAAGCCAUUUGAAGAUGGUUUGGACGACUGGGAUGUGAUAGCCCCGGCUGACAUACCACAACAUAAAGUAACCAACAUCUUAGACAAGGCCUCUCUCCUUGGUGCUAUCACUGGAACAAUCACCUCCCAGGUUGGCAAGACCAUGACCACUGUACAGAGAGCCAUGGGCCUCAAGCAGACAGAUGAAGAGUUGUAUCGCCCAAUGAAACCACCAAUGUCUGACAUGGAGUUCCACAACUACCUGGACUCGGGAGGGUUCAUGAUAAAACCGCAGGAGUUUCGACUCAGCAUCUACCAGGGCGGCAUUGAACCUUCGUUGAGACGUGUCACUUGGAGACACUUACUAAACAUAUUUCCAGCUAAUUUAUCAGGCAAGGAACGCUUUGAUUAUCUGAAAGGAAGAGAGCGUGAAUAUUACCGUCUGCGAGAUGAGUGGAAGGAGAGAUUCAGUACAAACACUGCUACUGAGGAGGUGAAGUAUGUGGCAUCAAUGGUGAAAAAAGAUGUGCUACGAACUGAUAGAACACACAAGUUUUAUGCAGGCGGUGAUGAAAAUAAGAACAUUCUGUCUUUAUUUCACAUUCUGGUAACUUAUUCCUUGACACAUCCUGAUGUGUCUUAUUGUCAAGGCAUGAGUGACAUUGCCUCUCCAAUCCUGGUCACUCAGAAGGAUGAGGCGCAGGCUUAUCUAUGUUUUUGUGGUGUGAUGAAGCGGCUCAAGGCAAACUUUUUGCCCAGUGGUGCUACGAUCAUGACAAAGUUCAGUCACCUUGCCCAUCUGCUUCAGCUUCAUGAUCCAGACUACUUCACGUACCUGCAGAACAUUGCAGCUGGUGACCUUUUUUUCUGCUACCGCUGGCUUCUCCUAGAAUUAAAGCGUGAGUUUCCCCUUGAUGAUGCUUUGUACAUGUUGGAGGUAAUGCUGAGUACCCUGCCACCUGACCCACCCCAACAUUCACUCGAACUCACUGAUGAAGGCUUCAACUUUAAGUAUCUUUCCACUUCCCCUUGCUCUCCAUCAUUUUCCUUUCAACAAACUGUCUAUGCCAAGUUGCUAGCCAUGCGACGCCAAGGUUCUUCUAUUAGAAGUAAUGGUGGAAGUGUUCCUAAUGAACUCAUACCAGGAAACUCUGCUAACAACAAUAGUGUUUCAACAUUUGAUGCAUCUCCAAUUGACGAGAGAAAAGAAAUAACUCAAGACUACCCUCGUUUGGAUGAUCCUGAUACCCGUGCAAUGCAACGUCGUUCCACAUCUAUAGACAGACACCUUGAAGACACAGCUGUGACAAAGGAAUCUGGAUCCUGUGAAAAUGAUGAUGGCCAGUGUGCCAGUGGCAGUGUGGACAGCAGCGAACUGAAUGGCAUGAGAGGUGAUCGCGCAGAUGCUUCCUGUGAAUGUGAAGAUGACUUCAAUGCCAGUUCUAAUGACAGUGGUACAGGUGCUACACCAUCAGAUGCCAGUAUUGUGGAAGAUAACUUUACUGAAGUGGAGGGUGUUUCACAGGAUGCUGACAAAGCUGAUGAUGCUGACCAACAGAUGCAAUUCCAUCUUUCAUUAGAGAACAAACCAGAAACUCCAGUAAACAUGGAGAAGCAGACACGCACCUCUUUCUUUGGAAACAUGAAGAAACUGAUAUCAUCGCCAAAGCGAAGACCAGCCAACAUUACAAUCCCUAAGGAAAUAUCUAGUCAUUCAGAAGGUGAAGCCAACAAUAAGAGUGAUGAUAUGCCUUCAGCCAAGGGUGCUGAACAGUCCCAGGGCAGUGAGUCAGGAGAUGGAGAACCAUCAGUGAAUUCUAACAACAUACUCUCAGCCUCAAAAAUUGCUCAGAAGUUGCCACCUCCACAUGAAUUUGGCUGUGGUAACCCAUUCCUCAUGUUCCUGUGUCUAACACUACUCCUGCAACAUCGAAAUCACAUUAUGCGCAAUAAGCUUGACUAUGAGGAAGUAGCCAUGCACUUUGACCGAAUGGUGAGACGUCACAGUGUACAUAAAGUGCUGCAUACUGCUCGUCAGUUGUACUCUGAGUAUCUCCGCACACAGCAGAUGUUGUCAGAGAAGGAUGCCGAUGACUCAGGACUUAGUGUGUGAGGAGAGCCUGAUGGUGGUGUGCCACCCUUCAGCAGCUGUGUAGUUACAUACAAGGCAGAUGCCUCAAGGGCUUUGGAUCAUCAUGGACCAUACAUUCACUAUGUUGGACCAAUACUUAAGCUAUUACAACUUUCACGGGUGAGGACAAUAGCAGUGUCCACAUGUUUUUAUCUAGUCAUCAUAUGAAUAUAUUUGACUGCAGAAAAGUAUUUCUCUAGCAGUAUUGUGCAAAUUAUAAUAGUAUCACAUGCAUGAUCCUUCUUGAAAGGUGAAAUUCUCCACUCAUUCCCUGGCAUUCUCAAAAGUCUCUUGCAUGCAUCAUCAUGUAUCAUGGAUGUGGUUUCUAGUACCAAGAUCAUUUAAUGUCCUUAUAAUGACAAUUCUGAAUAGUUGUAAUGAUAGAAACAAUAUGUUGGGACAGAGAACCAUGUUGCUUGUAGUGCUUGCCUGUUGCACAUAUAGUGUGUCGGGGUCAAAUGUGUCAUCUAUCAUGUUUAUCAUGUUUAUAGCAUAUUGACUGUAAAUACAUUGUUAUGUAUGUAUAUGUAAGAUUAAGUUUGAUCUUCAGUUUUCUGUGAUAUUUUCAAGAAUGAAUGUGUCAUUGAUGGAUCAAUUUUCUAAAGCCAUCAUUACUGUGAUUAACUUAUAUUUACAUUUCUUGAAAAAAAUUAUGUCAGCUUUGAAACCAAAGUUUCAUUACUAUAAGUCAUAAAUGUGCUUUUUCGGCCACGGCUGUGCAGUUGUGGUACUAGCUGGUAAUUGCUCGCAAUCAGGUGCUGGUGGUUGUUGGGAUUUUCUUACUGGGAUGGGCUUAUGGUUGUAGUCUUGUCAAAUAUGUCUGUACAAAAGCAAGAUGCUGUGUCUCCACCAAUUUGACACAAAUUGUACAAGAGGUUAAUGUCAGUAUUACUCAAAGGAAACAGUAGUCUGGUGGCCUGAAAUAUUAUGACUAAUUUUUAAGGUGACUGAAAUGUUCCUUUAAAGGACCAGGCGGUAGUCUGGGGUGAUUAAAUUUGACCCUUGAAAAUGGUAUUUACAUCAGCAUGAUUAGUGCUAAUCAGAUUAUUAGCUCAUUUGUUCUGAAGGGCAUGCUUGGGCCUAUCAUCUUCUGUAUUGUCAUCAAUUUCUCAUCUGCUGAAACAACUAUUUGUAACCACUUGAAUUAAACAGAUUCAUACUGGUCUUAAGUAACAAAAUCAAGUAUAAUUGCAUUAAAGGUUAAGAUUUGCAAUCUUGAUGACAAUUGUUUCUUUAUGUUAUGUCAUGCAUUAUGCAAAUGUCCUGCAACCUUGGCUUUUAGUUCACCUGACCAGAAGGUUGAAGUGAGCUUAUGUAUGGUGUGACGCUGUUUGUCCAUCCGUCUGACAAAUUACAUUCAGAAGUCUCCUCUGAAACCAAAUUAACUAUCAAGCAGAAACAUUGUCCCGAAAUAGUGCCAGUAGAUAUUUCUGACCUUAAACACUGCUGGCGUUAGUGCAUAUAUUCUUAUGGACUAUUCAGUACAUUGUUUUGUAUCAAAACCUCUCUUACUUGUUUUUGGAAAUCCUUUUUUAUCUUUUCAUUAUGACCUGUAUCAUGUUUGUGAUCUAAUUAUUCGACACAAAAAAUCAGGUGAGCUAUAGAGCCUUUACAUCUUGUUUAACAUGACAAAUAUUGGUUACUCUCACCCUUAUCAACCAGCACUGUAGCUAUUGUAUGCAUUAUGAUCCCCUAGUUAUUGCUAAUACAUGAAGAACGUCAACUAAACUGUGCAGUAAACCUUGCCAUAUGCUCUCUAGGAAAUGCAACACUUCCUCCAUAUUUGUGUCAUAUGUGUUGUUUUGCUUAAAUUCCACACCAUUAUCAGAAACUUUUAAUUUUCCUCAGUAUGUGUUAAUUGUAAAUGAGCUACUGUGCCUGUGUAGAAGUGUGGCCAGUUGUGGUUAAAGAGGGAACAAAUCGCUACAUGUAUAUAGACAAAUUGCCACAGGUAUCAGGCUUAAAGGUGCAGGAUCUAAUUUGCAUUUGUUAUUCUAUAUGCAUAUUUUGCAUAUUCUAAACUUAAAUAUUUUUUGUACACAGACAAUUUUGUAUUUAAAAAUCAAGACUGAUGAUGUCUUGUGAAAUAUCUGGUCCCAUUAGGUGCUGUGCAGAGUUGCACCCCUUGGGCACGCCAGAAACCUAUGAUUGUGGGUUCAAAUCCUGAUUCGCCCCGACUAUGUUUCUUGGUUUGUCAGCACCUCAGGCUUUCCUCCAACAUUAAGCUGACACGCCGUGAUAUAACUGCAAUAUUGUUAAAAGCGGCGUUAAACCCAACUCACUCAAUCUAUACUGAACAGCCCACUUGGAAUAUUUUUCCAGAUUGGACUAGAAUUAAUUUUAGGAAACCUGAUUUUGCAUCUUUUGCAGUAAUUUGAUACGUAGUAUGAACUGAAAAGCUCUCUGGAUUAAUGUGCCGUCAGAUGACUCUAACAUACUGUAAACUGAUGGAGCUGAAGUGAUUGAUGAGGAUCCUCGUUUCUAUUCUUGAUAUUAAGUAUUUGUUGCAGGCUGUGCUGUAUUAUAUACCUUCAUCAAAUAAAUAUAAAACCGAA
Molecule: messenger RNA, 5482 nt
Organism: Haliotis rufescens (red abalone)
Lineage: Eukaryota; Metazoa; Mollusca; Gastropoda; Lepetellida; Haliotidae
Product: TBC1 domain family member 25-like
Exons: 5
Coding region: 522-2909 (795 amino acids)
Biological process (GO): activation of GTPase activity; regulation of autophagosome maturation
Cellular component (GO): autophagosome
Molecular function (GO): GTPase activator activity
Source: RefSeq, a predicted model, not a curated record